Messenger RNA from Aspergillus pseudonomiae, 2280 nucleotides. Its product is annotated as M20 family dipeptidase. Gene Ontology annotation, molecular function: metallodipeptidase activity. The record is from RefSeq and is a predicted model, not a curated record. The transcript has 5 exons. Gene Ontology annotation, biological process: proteolysis. Bases 92 to 1693 code for a protein of 533 amino acids. NCBI's taxonomy places the organism in Eukaryota, Fungi, Ascomycota, Eurotiomycetes, Eurotiales, Aspergillaceae.
CUUUUAGCGCUUCAAUUAUUAAAGUGUUAGGUAAACUUCCCCUCCCAACCAGCAAAUCGUGUCACUUCGAUUUUCUUCCGCACGCACCCAAAUGCCCCUCCUACCCCGUCGCGUCGCAACGUCACUGAGGGGAUAUAAACCCUUUUUAUCUUUCUCGGUUUCCACUAAAGAAUAUUGGACACCAUAUUUUCCAUUCUUAGGGACACCUUACUUCUCCUGUCGCCGCUCUUUUUACGGACAUAUCAGUGAUCGAAAAAUGGCACCCCAGCUUGAUCCGUUUUUUAAGCAGGUUGACGGCCUUGCCGAAUCUUUCAUCGAGCGUCUGCGAAAGGCUGUUGCGAUCCCUUCUGUUUCUGCACAAGAUGAGAACCGGAAGGACGUUUUCAGAAUGGCUCAGUUUCUUGCCUCCGAGUUGGAGGCACUUGGCGCUGAGGUGCAUCAAAGGCCGCUGGGAAAACAGCCUGGAAAGGAAUACCUUGACCUACCCCCAGUUGUCAUCGCUCGGUAUGGCAAUGAUAAAAACAAGCGAACUAUCCUGGUUUACGGCCAUUAUGAUGUCCAGCCAGCGUUAAAGGAAGAUGGAUGGGCCACUGAGCCUUUUCAAUUGACGGUUGACAGCCAAGGAAGGAUGUACGGCCGCGGAAGUACAGACGACAAAGGCCCCGUCUUGGGAUGGCUGAAUGUGAUCGAGGCUCACAGGAAAGCUGGUGUUGAGCUGCCAGUCAACCUUCUUUGCUGCUUUGAGGGCAUGGAGGAGUAUGGCUCGGAAGGAUUGGAGGAGUUUAUUCAAGCUGAGAGCAAAGGCUUUUUCAAGGAUGCUGACGCCGUCUGCAUAUCGGACAAUUAUUGGCUUGGAACAGAGAAACCCUGUCUAACCUACGGCCUGCGAGGCUGCAACUAUUACUCUAUCAGUGUCACAGGGCCCGCUCAGGAUCUUCAUAGCGGAGUUUUCGGUGGAUCUGCCCAUGAGCCCAUGACAGACUUGGUCCAUGUGAUGUCUAAACUUGUUGAUGCUCAUGGCAACAUCUUAAUACCCGGCAUCAUGGACCUUGUCGAGCCAUUGACUGAGGAAGAAAAGGCCCUCUAUCCCAAUAUCAGCUACACAAUGGACGACCUUCAUCAAUCCCUGGGGAGCAAAACUAGCAUCCACCCAACGAAAGAAAGAACGCUCAUGGCUAGAUGGAGGUAUCCAUCUUUGUCGCUUCAUGGCAUCGAAGGCGCAUAUUCGGCGCCGGGCGCCAAAACAGUUAUACCAGCGAAGGUCAUUGGUAAAUUCUCGAUUCGGACUGUCCCCAAUAUGGAAAGCAACGAUGUGAAUAAACUCGUCUUCGAUUACAUCAAGGCAGAAUUCGCAAAGCUGAAUAGCAAGAAUACUUUGGACGUGUGGCUGCAGCAUGAUGGAAAAUGGUGGGUUGCCAGUCCCAAACACUGGAACUUCGCUGCUGCAAGCAAGGCAGUGAAUCAGGUAUUUGGUGUUGAGCCAGAUUUGACACGUGAAGGUGGCAGCAUUCCUGUCACCCUGAGCUUCGAACAGGCGACUGGCAAGAACGUUUUGCUAUUGCCGAUGGGCAGCUCAACUGAUGCUGCCCAUUCCAUCAAUGAGAAGCUUGAUAAGAGGAAUUACAUUGAAGGGGUAAAAUUGCUUGGUGCCUACCUCCACUAUGUUGCGGAAGAGCCUAUGGUGGCGGCAUAGUUGUAAAUCUGCAGCUCUUUCUUGUAAGACUCAGUCAGCUAUUAUUGAUCACCGCGUCUAUACAAUAUGUGAUUUUGUUUCACUGCUCUUUAUGUAGAAAAUGCCGCGAAGAGAAAAAUAAGAAAGGAUAUUUCAAAGUGAAGUAAAUAUUUCGACGUACAGUGAGUAACAUAGUAUAGUAUCAGCCAAUGCGAGCAGAGAUUCUGCCUCUUUACACCCCUUUGCCCCUGAUGGACCAUCCACCUGGGCAUGAUAGAUACUUUACCUACUUCGUUUCUCUACGCCACCCCUAAACAACCUGAGACGCCAUCCUCAUAGGUACCCAGAAUAUAUAUGAAAGAUGGUCGUUCGCUUAUUAGUGCCAAGUGGGAUGUUCUAGGGAAUGUCUUAAAAGAUACCUGACAAAAUCAGAAUAUCGUGCAUUGAUAUGUACCUCAUAAGUAGGGAUAUGUGGAAACUCGGCAUUGGCAGAGUUGGGAAGAAGUUUCCUGCCCAUGUAUGUAUAUCUCCUUCUAUGCUUAGCUAGUACAAAUCUAAUUAUUAUCUACUAGGGGCAGGCCAGCGGAUCAAGGACCACUGCCCAAGAC